AUGUCCAACAGCGCCGAGAACCGUCUUCCACCUGGCUGGAUCCAGGCAUAUCACGAAGGCGCUGAUCAAUCGCAAUGCCGACCCGCCUUACAGCACUUGGGAAUCUCCCUCCCAAGCCACAUCCACCAAUUCCGCACGCGCACCGAGCCCUCCCCUAAUCAGGCCCGCCUCCCACUCGCCGAGUCCAGAGUUCACCGGUUCACCCCCGAGCAUCCUUCUUCCGAUCCGUCUCCCGCACAGUCUCCCGAGCCCGAAGACUUGAUCCCAGCUCCCCAGGCUGGUCCGGGACCCCAGCGCUUCUCUGCGCUUGAACUCCAGCAAAUAGUCGCAGUGACUACGGCCAACAACCCAUUCCUUGCGGAACAUGGUCGCAAGGCCAAGGCAUGGGCCAAGGUUGCGGCGGAGCUGCACUCGCAGCAUCUGUGCCUGAACUCAACUGCGGACAGCAUCAAGCACAAGGUCAAGAAAUUAAUUGAGUAUCACGAGAAUCCAAAUCCCCGCUCUGGUAUCGCUCGGGCUUUGGCCGAGCAUCCGUCUAUUGAAGCGCUUAUGCCCGCAAAGCUUGACCAGCCUACUGGCCUCCGAGACGGUGCUACUCAUGUUGAUGAAGGCAAACGUGCAAAGGCACGCAAGGAGGAGGAUGAGAAGACCGCUCAAGGGGCCUAUAUUCGGAACCUUGCAAUGCGCAGUAUGGGCAGCCGUGCAGGAGCCGAGGCCUCAUCAAGUGAGACAGAUGCACCAUCGAGCAAUGAUGAAUACAAGGAGAACCAGCGCCUCAAGAAGUGUAAACGUGAGGAGCCCGCAUUGUAUGUCCGUAGAUCUAAGAAGCAGCGGCUUGAUAAGACUCCAUCUGGUCAACUCCUCCAGGUCAUCAAGGAUGUUCGAGGGGAGGAACGACGGGAGCGUCAGCAGCGUGACGACCGUCUGAUCAACAUCUUUGAGAAGACCUGCGAGGCCCAGUGCAUAGCGCAAAGGGAACUUGUUGAGAUUCUUACAAGCAGCCUUAAGCAGAACGAGUAG
Messenger RNA from Dichomitus squalens LYAD-421 SS1, 1020 nucleotides. RefSeq lists its product as uncharacterized. NCBI's taxonomy places the organism in Eukaryota, Fungi, Basidiomycota, Agaricomycetes, Polyporales, Polyporaceae. The transcript has 4 exons. The record is from RefSeq and is a predicted model, not a curated record. The coding region runs from base 1 to 1020 and encodes 339 amino acids.